Molecule: messenger RNA, 2650 nt
Organism: Durusdinium trenchii
Lineage: Eukaryota; Dinophyceae; Suessiales; Symbiodiniaceae
Source: the annotation of a GenBank genome assembly
AUGUGCUGGUGGGAGCGACCAAGCACUUGGUUGGCAGGGACGCCAAUGUGGCAGCUUGCUCAAGGGCGGGAAGCAAUGGUGAGAAAGGAGAGGGAGGCCAAGGAGGCACAAGCUGGAGAUGUGCUGAACAUCGAUAGCGAGGCGGGGGGCUUCCGCAGCGUCCUUUGGGUCUCCAAAAUGGUGGGCGACAAGUACGAGGAUGCCAAGGUCCGUGGGCCUCGGCGGAAGAGGAGAUGCGAAGCGAUCAAGGACGGUUUGGAACUGCGGAUUGCUUGCCGGGAUGCUCCCAAGGAAUUAAAAUUAGAGGCUGCACAGAAGAGGUCAGUGGAACUCAUUUAUGCGGUCUACAAGAAAGAGGAGCUUCCCAAGGACGAUUUCGUCUACGAAGAGCCGGUGGAGAAGCCGAUGAGGCAACGGCUGGCUCGCAAGCCCCGGGGAACCGGGUGGCAACGCGUCGGUGACAAGGAGUUCUUUAGACACUGCAGUGCACCCAUGGCCUUUGACCCCGUCAAGGGUCAAUACUUGAAAGUCGACUCCGCCACCAACUCGUAUGUCAACUGUGACGUGCCACAUGACCCCAUCGAGUACCCACUGGUCGUCAACACUGGCGCGUCGCUGGUGGGACAGACGGACGAGGACUUGAAUGCGCCGGACCGACCUCGCAGCAUGCUCUUGAAGGAACUGGUGAAGACCGGGGCGGCCAUGAAGACGCCCUUGUUCUUCCUCGACCAGCCGGCAGCGUGCUUCGCGCUCUUUGACGGCGUCAGAGGUGGAGCCGCGGUGGAGUGGUGCUCGAAGCAUUUCCACACCAAGCUUCUGCCGCAACUCAGUGCCUCCAUUACAAGCUGGCACGACCCUGAUUUGAGGGACCUCUUCCAGUCCAUCCUCGCAGAGCUAGAUGUACAACUGGUACAACAGGCUGGAUGCUGCUGGGAAGGAGUCUCAGUGUCAAUAGCACUCUUACUGGGCGACCGCUUGGUGGUGGCGAGCGUCGGUGGCACGCAUGCCUUGGUGAUCAGCCCCAACGGCACUUGGCGAGCACUGGAUGGCCGACACACGCCCAGCUCGCUGGAAGAACAGAAGCGAAUACAGGCCUUAGGCGCCCAGGUGGUCGGGGAGUCCUCAGGGCCUGGCGUGGUGCGGGCGCCGUUUGUGAAGAAGGCUGAAAAAGCCCGGGAGUGGCAGAUCCAAGAGGAUGCCACCGUCGAGGAGGAGGUGCGAAGAGUCCUGGAGGCCACUCCGGACUCCUUCGCCACUUUGGGGCUUGGCCCUGAGGACACCGUUGAUGGCAAAAGCGCGCGGUCCAGCUACAAGAAGCUGGCACUGAAGGUCCAUCCAGAUAAGGCGCCCGAGGAGUUGAAGGCUCGGGCCAAAGAGGCCUUUGAGAAGGUGGAGAAGGCUGCAGCCACCGUGGAGGCCUUCAGCGAGACGGACCUCGAGGCCACGCAGUGCUUGCAGCGCGUGCUCCACGCCGCUGGCGCGCGGCACGCCUCGAUGUCGCGAGCCACGGCGCUGAAGGUCCUGGGCGUGGCGGAGGAGUCGACCACCGAGGAGGCCGGCAAGAAGGGCCGAGAGUUGCGAGAGCAAAUCAUGAAGCUUGGGAUGCUCACGGAUGGGAAUUAUGGCCAUCCAGACCAGGCCGAGGCCGUGCGGAUGAUCGAGGAGGCUGCAGAGGCCUUCGCUGAGCCGGCUGCCCUGACAGCCAGCAAGGGAGAAGGCUUUGUGGCGCUGAAGCCGGUGCAGGUGACUCGAGCGCUCGGCUUGAGAGACCUCAAGCUGCCGAGAAAGGUGGUGUCCUCCGAACCUCAGAUUGACAUCCUGCCGCUCGAGUCCUUGGGCUCGCAUCAUUUGGUGCUUCUGAGCUCAGGCGCGACCUCUUUGAGCGACCAGGAGGUCAUCAACCGCAUCCGCGGCUUCGCAGGGCAGCCAAAGGCCGCCUCGCUGCUGGUGGCCGCUGAUGCGGCCGCGCGAAACGCGCAGCUGGGCGCCAAAGGACCCCAGCGUUUCGGCUGCUGCAUCGUCGGAGUCUUUGAGGUCGGGCCUGGCUAUGUGGAGCCAGCAGCGAAGAAAGCCAAGAAGGAUGGCACCGAGAAGGUGCGGGCGAGGCACAUACUGCUCAAGCACAAGGAUUUGAAGCAGAAGAUGGACCCACAGGCCCAUCUGAAAUCCAAAGGCGCCUUGGAUCACCGAUCGACAUGGCUCUUCUGGGGGAUUGCGCCAGCUGGCGCGAUCGAGAGGUGCGGAGGGAGAUCAGAGGUGCGGAGUUCAAGGAUGAGAGAAAUCGAAGUGAUGCCAACAAGGGUCAACCGUCAACCUGCGAAAGGGUUGGUUCGGGCUGAGGGGGAGCCCUGAUUACAUUUGGCAAACGGGGUAUCGGAGUGUAGGUGUGCUGAAACGCUGCUAAGCAUUUCAUGUUGUGUCGAAAAGCCUGCAGGCACUUACUUUGCCCGUUUGUCACAGUAGGUGUUUGUCGCUGUUUGUCCUUUUCUUCUUGUAGAUCAUGAUGCCAGCACAGCAAGCUAGACUGGGAGAAGAGUUGAUCCUUACCUCCAAAGCUUUCUGCUGAGGGGAGAUGAUGGGAGAACCGGGAGCUUGAAGGAGACCGCAGCCAACUGGCUCAUCAACAAAUACUAAUACCGGACGCUCGGAC